Eremothecium gossypii ATCC 10895 is the source of this 1845-nucleotide messenger RNA. It is a transcript of the gene EXO70, whose product is annotated as GTP-Rho binding exocyst subunit EXO70. The transcript has a single exon. NCBI's taxonomy places the organism in Eukaryota, Fungi, Ascomycota, Saccharomycetes, Saccharomycetales, Saccharomycetaceae. Gene Ontology annotation, cellular component: exocyst. The record is from RefSeq and is marked provisional. Gene Ontology annotation, molecular function: phosphatidylinositol-4,5-bisphosphate binding. The coding region runs from base 1 to 1845 and encodes 614 amino acids. Gene Ontology annotation, biological process: exocytosis.
AUGCCAUCAAUUGAUGUGGAUGAGGCUGAUAUUUUAAUCCUCAGCGAUGGCUUGAAACAAGUAAAUGAACUCACAAGGGAAAUCACUGGAAGUCUCUCAAAGAUAACCUCGACAACCUCGAAGUCUAGCAAGCUAUUUGCGCCGAUUAUUGAGACUAACACGCGGCUCAACGUGCUAAAGAGGAAUAUUGAGUCCAGCUUUGAUUCAGUGUCGUCUAUAAAGGACCUAGCAAGCGAUGCCUCGAAAUACGAGAUUAUAUUGGAGCAAGAAAUAACGCAAGUGGGGCUGCGGAAGUUCAUUAAGACACUUCACAAGGUAGACGAUAUCAUGGACGAUUUGCGGGAGAAGAGCAAAAGCACUGCGGACUUCCGGGGGAUUGUGACGCACUUGGAGGAGCUGACAAUGAUCGGUGAGAAAAACCUGCAGAUAUACUUUGCCAACAAGCUGAACCAGAUCCAGCCCUUUGAUCCACAAGUGUACAUGAACAAGAAGCAGAACUUUCCAUACUACUACGAUGAAGAUCUAAAUGACAUAGCGGCCAUUCUGGACUAUUUCGGGGAUACCGAGCAGAAUCCGGUGACCGAGAUAUUCAUGAAGCAGCAGGGUCAGCUUGUUCUGAAUUCUCUUGCAUUUCUGGAGCCUUUCACGAAGCAAAUUACAAGUGAGAGCAAUGUGCCGUAUCAGCGCGGCAGCAGCGGUUUUAAUAGCUAUACCGAAGCCUUUAUUACCUUUGUUAGCGGGGUUAGCGUGCUGAUCGAUGACGUAUUUGUGAAGCUGCCUGAUCGGAGGCCGGCCGUCUUUUGUAAGAUUGUUGCCCCCAUACUUCAUAAUUAUACCAAAAUACUGCGGUAUAAUAUUGAUCUUGUGAAGGAUGAUAUUAAUAACUAUGGGCUGUUCAGCUUCGAAUUGAGCGAGAACAUUAACAGAGUACACCAACUAUUUAAGGGUAAACCUCUACAGAACAAUGAACAGCUUUUGGAGUGUGAAGCCGAACUGAAAUCGAUCUCCGAGUCCUUGUUCAAAGAUUUGAUACAGUACAUCGGUCAAAAAACCGCUUCUCUGGCUCAGUUACCCACUGAUAAUGGUGUAACUGAGGCCACAGUUGAUGUUAUGUCCAGACUACGCAAGUUUAGUGAAUACAAGUCUGGUUGCCUUGCUACUAUACAAUCGAUGACUCGCGAAUCAUGGCUGCCCAAUGAAUCAAAAAAUGUUUGGACGAUAUCUAUGACACCGAAGAAUGCACAGCAAUUGCUCUCUUGCUUCUUCAGCGAUGCUAUAGAUUACUUAACCAUAUCUCUAGAGCGCAAGGCCCAAAAGAUUCUAAAUCCAAACUUAGAGCCCGAAGUCGGAGCUCCACAUAAAAGGAUACCUCAGAUGCAGAGAAUUGGGUUCUUUGUAUUGACGAAUAUUACGCUGAUUGAACAAAUCGUUCAGCGUAGCGAAAUAAAUACAGUUCUGGAGGAUAUUGGUGCCGCCCGGUUAGUGAAGUUAAAUGCGCGGUAUGUCAACUAUUUUGCAUCCGAUUGGAGAGACUUAGCUUCCAAUUUGCUGGACCAGGUGUUUGUCGAUUCUUCAGGAAAGAUAUCAUCGAAAGAUAAAGAUCAGGUCAAAGAAAAAUUCCGCAAGUUCAAUGAAGGCUUCGAACAACUUGUGUCUAACUACAAAACAUGUCGGAUUACAGAUCCGGCAAUGAAGAAACUAUUGAAACAAGAGAUUUUUGCAUUGGUCGCUCCUAUGUAUGAGCGCUUUCAUAAUCGGUACAAGGAUUCCUUUAAAAACCCAAGGAAGCACAUAAAGUAUACACCGAAUGAGUUAAUGAACAUUUUGAAUUCCUUAGGGAGAUAA